This is a messenger RNA of Suncus etruscus (white-toothed pygmy shrew), 1396 nucleotides long. RefSeq names its product mesenteric estrogen dependent adipogenesis (gene MEDAG). The transcript is spliced from 5 exons. NCBI's taxonomy places the organism in Eukaryota, Metazoa, Chordata, Mammalia, Eulipotyphla, Soricidae. Gene Ontology annotation, cellular component: cytoplasm. The coding region runs from base 217 to 1128 and encodes 303 amino acids. The record is from RefSeq and is a predicted model, not a curated record.
GGCCUGGAGGGGGCGCGGCGGCCGCAAAUCCGAGGGCCCAUAAAAGGGCGGCUCAGAGCGGGCCCCUUUUCUCCUCGCUGAGCCUGCAUUGCUCCCCGCAGCCAAGCGGGCUGGAUCCCCAAGAGUCCCCUGCGCUCCGAAAGGGCGGUGCGCGCUCACUCGGAUCGCGUCCUGCGGUGCGGUUCUGGGGCUCGACUGCCAGCCAUUUGGGGGGACAUGGCCGUGGUGGUAGGAGUGCCGCCCGCCAGGCCAAGCCUGACCUCCAUCUCUUCGGGGGAGUUGCGCAGCCUGUGGACUUGCGACUGCGAGCUGGGGCUUCUGCCACUGCAGCAGCUGCUGCGCCUGCAGCCCGGCGCCUUCCAACUGCGGGGCGACCAGCUGCUGGUGCCCGGCCUCAGGGAGCCCACCGCGGCUCUCGGGGGCUUCAACGUCUUCAGUGACGGCCUCGUGCGCCUAGACGGGCAGUCCUACCGCCUCAGCAGCUACAUCAAGAGAUAUGUGCAAAUGACCAACUACUGCGAUUAUAAAAACUACAGAGAAACCAUAUUGAGCAAACCAAUGCUGUUCUUUAUUAAUGUUCAAACUAAAAAGGACAGCACAAAAGAAAGAACAUAUGCAUUUCUUGUGAACACAAGGCACCCCAAAAUAAGAAAACAGAUAGAAAAUGGGAUGGACAUGGUCAUUUCCUCUGUGAUUGGGGAAAGUUACCGUCUCCAGUUUGAUUUUCAAGAUGUAGUAAAGAAUUUUUUCCCUCCAGAAAAUAAGGUGGUUAAUGCAGAAAAUUUGAGCUUUACCUAUGAAUUCAAAGCUGAUGCCUUAUUUGAUUUCUUCUAUUGGUUUGGGCUCAGCAAUUCCACUGUCAAAGUGAAUGGAAAGGUUUUGAACUUGUCAAGUACAAGUCCAGAAAAGAAGGAGACAAUUAAAUUGUUUCUGGACAAAAUGAGUGAACCGCUGAUUCGAAGGAGUAGUUUCUCUGACCGGAAAUUCAGCGUGACUUCCAGAGGUUCUAUAGAUGACGUUUUUAACUGCAAUCUGUCCCCCAGAUCAUCUCUGACAGAGCCUCUCUUGGCAGAGAUACCAUUUCCAAGUGUUCUGGAAUCUGACGAAACACCCAACCAAUUUGUCUGAUCUGACAGAAUGUUUUUCGGUGAAUACUAUACUCCAGACCUGUUCCCACACUGGAAGUUGAUGCGACAAGGAGGUGGAAGACCCUUCCUUCACCUAGCAAGCCCUCUGCUCCUCUGUGGCUCCUAUUGAGGGCUCUACUUUUCCACUUUGGUGGGCAAUACUGUUGCAGGCUCUCAAUGCAACUGACAUUAGAAUGGGAGGCUUUGUCCCUUGGCUUAGAAGUGAUUUUUCUUUUAACAUUUCUCCAAAGAGAUAAAGGAAGGAAAAG